UGAAAUUGUUUUGCGCUGUUGCUCUAGUUGAACCUUGGAGGUAUUUCGAACAGCACACUUCGCCUGCUGAGGCGUACGAUCGUAGUUCAGUGCAAAAUUAGAAGUGGUUUAAAAAUAAAAAGUUCUCGGUACCUGUGAUUUAUAAAAUUACAAAUAUUUACGUUCAGUGCAGAUUAUAACUAAUCUUGAAAAAUGUUCAGCGGGAUUGCAGGAGCCUUCCGAAGCAUCGGAGAGAAGACAGCGUCGCUCUUCGAACGCAAGAAGAAGGAUGUUGAACAGGUGGCUUCGGAGAAGACCUCGGAGGCUGCUCAUGUCGUGGAAGACCAGGUCAAGAAGGCCGGGGAGCUAGUCAGCGGGGCGCAGUCGUCUGCCAAUGAUGCGGCGAGCUCAGCCACUGCCGCCAAAAACUCAGCCAUCGACGCCCUAGACAAAGAGCUGUCGAAGGUGUCCUUAGCGGCUGGAGAGGCCCAGGAUGCUGCCAACCGAGCCGUCGCUGAUGGCAAGAAGGUCGUCGACACUGCUAAAGAUACGAUUGCAACAACCAUAGAUAAUACCAAAAAAUCAGCAGAAGCCGCAGUCAAUGCAGCUAAAGAGACAUUAUCGAGCACAGUAGAUGCCACACAAAAAGCCGCACAGAGCGCUCUCGACACUGGCAAAACGUACGCCACUAGUGCCAAAGAUACCGUUUCAAGCACAGUUCAAAGCACUGUAGAUACCUCACAAAAGGUAGCCCAAGCGGCUCUGGAAACAGGCAAAACUUAUGCUACAUCCGCUAAAGAUACAGUAUCGAACACUGUCCAAAAUACAGUAGAAGGUACUAAAAAUAUUACACAAAGCGCUGUUGAUCAGACUAAAGCUUGCGUCGCCAGCGCAAAAGAUACGGUAUCAAAUACUGUAGAUAAUACCAAAAAAUCAGCACAAAAUACGAUCGAAACGGAUAAAACAUACGCCGAAUCAGCCAAAGAUACUAUUCAGAGCACUGUACAUAGCACUGUAGACACAACGAAGCAAGUUGCUCAAUCUGCGUUAGAAAAAGGGAAGGGUUACGUUGAUAGUGCCAAAGAUACUGUAGCGAGUACCGUGGAUACAACUAAAAAAACAGCAGCGGCUGCAGUAGAAACAGGCGUGUCAUAUGCCGGAGCCGCUAAAGACACUAUUGCGAACACUGUCAGUAGCACAGUAGAUGUUACUAAAAAUGUAGCCGCUUCAGCAGUAGAAAAGGGAACCGCAAUUGUAGGAAGUGCUAAAGGUACUGUUGUCAAUACCGUUGAUGCCACUAAAACAGCAGCUGCUACGGCUAUUGAAACGGGUUCUUCAUAUUUAGCCAGUGCUAAAGAUACUGUCGCAAAUACUGUUCAUAGCACAGUAGACACAACCAAAAAUAUAGCUGCAUCUGCUGUUGAGAAGGGUUCAGCAUUAGUAGGGAGUGCUAAAGACAAUGUCGCUAAUACAGUUCAUAGCACUGUAGAUGUAACAAAGAAUGCUGCGGCUUCUGCCAUUGAAAAGGGUUCAGCAUUAGUCGGAAGUGCUAAAGAUACCGUUGCCAGUACUGUCGAUGGUUCUAAAAAUGUAGCCGCGUCUGCGGUUGAAACUGGUACUUCAUAUUUAGGAAGUGCGAGAGAUACUGUAGCAAACACAGUCCAUGGCACUGUCGAUGUAACAAAAAAUGUAGCGGCUUCAGCAGUAGAAAAGGGCUCAGCGUUAGUAGGAAGUGCUAAAGAUACUGUAGCCAGUACAGUUGAUGCCACUAAAACCGCGGCAGCGACCGCUGUAGAAACGGGCAGUUCAUAUUUAGGAAGUGCUAAAGACUCCGUUGCCAACACUGUUCAUAGUACUGUAGAUGCGACAAAAAAUUUGACUGCGUCUGCCGUUGAAAAAGGCACAUCGUAUGUAGGCGCUGCUAAAGAUACCGUAGCGAGCACAAUUUCUAGCACUGUAGACGCUACUAAAAACGUGACUGCGUCAGCUAUAGAGACCGGUUCCUCAUUUGUAGGCAGUGCCAAAGACACUCUUGCACAUACUGUAGACGCAACCAAAAACGCGGCGGCAUCCGCUGUUGAAAAAGGAUCAUCUUUAGUAGGAAGUGCGAAAGAUACCGUAGCAAGCACAGUACAAAGCACUGUAGAUACGACUAAGAGCUUUGCCGGUAACGUGGUCGAUAAGGGAGCCUCGCUUGUUGGAAGCGCGAAAGACCUAACAAGCUCGAUAUAUAGUACUGAAAAUACUGAGGUUUCUUCAGAGGAAGUAAAGGAUAUUGUAGAGGAUACUAAUGAACGCGUUCAAAAUGGCAUCUCAUCCGCUUUGAUCCAGAGCAAUGGAGUCGCUGGCUUCCAUGAUGGAAUCCAAGGCAAAUUCAGCUCUACAAAGGCUGAGGCGGCGGAUAGCUGCAAGAAAGUCGCUGAAAAUACGACUGACACAAUCAACACGACAGUAGACAGCACGAAGAAAGCAGCAGAGGAGGCCAAAGCACAGGCGGCGAAGGCUGCUGAAGACGCCAAGGAGAAGGCGAGACAGGCCGCGGAGGCCGCUGCUGCUGAGGCUAAGAGAGCUGCCAACGCAGCGAUGGAAGAAUCCAAAAAGGCGGCUGAGAAAGCCGCAGCGGACGCCAGUAACGCCGUGAACAGCACCGUGGACAACACGCUGAAGCGGGUGGAGGCUGCCGCUGAUGAGGGCAUCAAGAACGCCGGACACGUCGUGGACGCCAAGAUCAAGGACGCCGACAAGUACCUUAGCGAGAAGCGCGAUGCGUUGGCAUCGAACUUAUCAUCAGCAGUGCACGAUGGCUCCGAGGGCGCCGCCGGUCUCUUGAGCAAGGGUCUGGCCGCCUUCCCCAAAUAAAACACCCAGCGGGUCCCGCCACAUGUACCUGCAACCUCCGCUGUAUUCGAAUCGCUAUAUCAUAAUCCAUAGACAUGCCAGCAUCGCCCAUCUUUUUUUUUCGUAUUUCCAUAUUUUUUAAGCCUCGUCAGAAGGGUGAUAAAUGGUGAUAUCAUGCAAUGAUGCUGCAGAGAAAAAAAAAAUGUGUUAAACAUGUCUCAUUUCUAAUAUGCCUUUGGCUUGCAUCUUAUGGAUGAUGAUGAUAUUUAUUUGUUUUUUUUUGUUGCAGUAAAUUUGAAAAAGGUUCAUAAAAACAAAAUUUACCAAAUAAACAAUACUAUAUCUCGUACUGUUUUUAUUCGUUAUUAUAUAUUUUUCAAUUGCUGGUACAAUUAGUUUUAAGUUACCUAAGAUAAAAUUAAUUUAAGUUUUACUCAAUAAUGUUAUAUUUUAAUAAGAACAAAAUGCAUUUAAAUUGCGUUUUAUAUAUAUUUUAUUUAAAGAUACAAUUGACAUCUCUGUAAAUGUAAUAUUAUCUAAGUCACAAUGUAAUCUCAGUUUUUUUUGUUUACAUAGCAGUAGUCUAUAAUUUAUAACUUUCAUUGAUGCCUAUCUGUAGGUACUAAGCUGUAUUAAAAGUUAUAUAUACCUACCGUGAAUAUUAAUUAUAUUUGAAUGCUUUGCUUGAAACCGUCCAGCAGCCUUAUAUAACAAAAAAUAAAAAAUACAAACAAAUUUACUUGAUGAGAUAUAUAAUAAUAUAUUAAAGAUAUUGUCUGCUUAGCAGUACCUACUUAUCUUUUAUACAUCUGUUUCUACAAAAGUUAUAUAAUAUUGUACAUUGCUGUACUUUUCUGUAUUUUAUAAAAAGCUAUAUUUAUAUUUAAUUGUUGCCUAAUGUUACUUUACAGUGAAUUUAUACUAAUGCACAAAAUAUAUUAUACUUUUUCACAAACAUGAGCAUAUAGUUUACUGUUAACAAUUUCUCUAUUGUGUAUUAUCAACUUAUCAGUGUCAUAUUUGUGUUGUAAGAAAUAAAUUACCAUACACUUC
Molecule: messenger RNA, 3870 nt
Organism: Leguminivora glycinivorella
Lineage: Eukaryota; Metazoa; Arthropoda; Insecta; Lepidoptera; Tortricidae
Product: perilipin-4-like
Exons: 27
Coding region: 193-2838 (881 amino acids)
Cellular component (GO): plasma membrane
Source: RefSeq, a predicted model, not a curated record